AUGGUUCCAUUGGUGGGUAAUUAUGUGGAGUUUGGUCAUGUAUUUGGACGAAAAUUAUGGAAUUCGCGAUCGUACGUCAACUCAAGAGCAUCUGCCUUGGAAUCUCCAAAAACUAUUCAAGAAUAUUACGAUAGUUUUCCUGAAUUUUUAAAUGAUUUCUUCUUUGUAGUAGAAAAUUUAAAUGAAACGCCACCUGUCAUUGAACCACAACCCAAACGAAGAAAAAUGACAAGUACCAGACAUCGAACUACCGAAGAUGAAACAGAAAUUCUUUGUGCAUUAAAAAUAUACAAAGAUUACCUUCCAGAUGAUGCCAUUGCUUCUGUUCGUGAGAAAUUGUCUGAAGUUUGGACUGUAAAAAAG
Funneliformis caledonium is the source of this 363-nucleotide messenger RNA. Lineage: Eukaryota; Fungi; Glomeromycota; Glomeromycetes; Glomerales; Glomeraceae. The record is from the annotation of a GenBank genome assembly.